AUGGCAGCAACCGGCAACCAGGACAUCAAGUCUCCCGUGCCCGGCGAAACGUCGGCGUUGACUGGAGACGAUGGAGAUGCCGCUUCCAUCCAGCUCAAGGAGACCCAAGAACCAAACCGCAUGGCAGAGGCUCAGGCCAUGAGCGAAGAGGAGAUAGCCGAAGUUGAGAAGAAGCUGAAACGGAAGCUUGAUUUUCGUCUUCUCACUGUCGUAUGGAUCAUCUUCAUCUUGAACUAUCUCGAUAGAAAAAACAUUGCUGCAGCCAAAGUCGCUGGUAUCAAAAACAGUCUGAGGAUUGACAACACUCAGUACGGGACGGCGGUUUCGAUCUUGUUCAUUCGACCAUCUCUUUUCAUUCCCGCUUGUGUCGUUGUGUGGGGUGGCAUGUCCGCAGCUACGGGUGCCGUCACCAAUCUCUCAGGACUUUAUGCCAUUCGUUUCUUCUUGGGAAUCGUCGAGGCAGCCUUUCUCCCUGGUGCGCUAUUCUUGAUCUCAUCAUGGUAUAAGAGAGAUGAAAUGGGCUUCCGCGGAGCUAUCUUGUUCUCCGGCAGUCAACUGGGAAGUGCCUUCUCUGGUCUGAUUGGUGCGGGAAUUCAACAUUCUCUCGACGGCGCCAGAGGUCUCGAAUCACGGCGUUGGCUAUUCAUCAUUGAGGGGUGCAUUACCAUCUCCGUUGGAGUCUUCGCCAUCUGGUUGCUCCCCGACUGGCCCUCGACUACAUCCUGGCUGACUCCCAAGGAGCGAGCUGUCGCUGAAUGGCGUCUGGUCAAGGACGCCGGACAGGUUGACGAAGACGAUGAGCCAUGGUCAUGUGGCUUCAAGCUUGCCCUGAUGGAUUGGAGAAUUUACCUCUUCACCUUUCUUUUCAUCUGCAUCCAGGUCUGCUCUGCGGUCGGCAACUUCUUCCCCGAUAUCGUCGACACCCUUGGAUAUGGUCGCGUCAAGACUCUUCUUCUAACUGCGCCGCCCUACCUCGUCUCUCUCUGCGUCUCCAUCGCCAACAACUACUCGGCCGACCGAACUCACAAUGCAAGCUUUCACAUCAUUUGGCCUAUGUGCAUUGCCAUCAUGGGAUAUAUCAUUGCCGCGACGACUUUGAGCACGGCGCCCAGAUACUUUUCCAUGUUCUGCAUGACCAUUGGCGCAAAUGGCACGAACGCGGUGUUGCUGGCCUGGGUACAGAAGACCAUGAUUAGACCACGCAUCAAGCGCGCUUCUGCUGUAGCUAUCGUCAAUGCUCUUGCCAACACCAGUCAAGUCUGGACUUCUUAUCUCUACCCAGACUCCGAUGCGCCUCAUCACGUACUAGCCAUGAGUGUCAACGCUAGCGGCGCUUUCCUCGCUAUAUGCACGGCCCUUGUCUUGCGGUUCAUUCUCCUUCGAUACAACAAGCAGCUCGCAAGUGGCCAGAAGACAGUCGCACAGGUCAUGAAGGGACAGGCAGUCAAGGCCAUUGCAGGUGUGACGUCGGAGGAGAAUGAGAGAAGAAAGGAGGCGUUCCGAUUUGAUGCGUAUGCCUCAUUAGGGUUGGAGGUGGCGCUUGGGUCAUCGAGGGGGAAAGGAGGUCAACAUGAAGCCGGUGAGAAGUCCGAUGUAUCAAGACACAAGGUCGCGGCAUUCUCUUCAGCGUCUGUUUCAUUUCACAGCAGAGACAACAACGUUUAUCCUUCAAGUUACAUGUCCAAAGGUCUGCCUUAG
Molecule: messenger RNA, 1698 nt
Organism: Colletotrichum aenigma
Lineage: Eukaryota; Fungi; Ascomycota; Sordariomycetes; Glomerellales; Glomerellaceae
Gene: hxnP-3
Product: Major facilitator-type transporter hxnP
Exons: 7
Coding region: 1-1698 (565 amino acids)
Biological process (GO): transmembrane transport
Cellular component (GO): membrane
Molecular function (GO): transmembrane transporter activity
Source: RefSeq, a predicted model, not a curated record